CUCACUUUCCUAGGCGACAUCUAGUGGGGGUUUCCGGUCGUAAACGUCAGCGUUUGUUUACGACCUAACCUAUGCACGGUGUAAAUAAUGGCGCAGGUGAACCAAGAGCUGCUGCAGCGCUUCCAGCGGGCCUCAGUGGCAGUGAGCAGCGCGGCUUCAGGGGCCCCCGUCCACAGUGCGGUGUUGCAGGAUGAGGAGCAGUCGCGCAAGCUGCAGGAGAUCGUGGACCUGCUGGUGGCCGCCGGCUACUUCCGCGCGCGCAUCAAGGGGCUGAGCCCCUUCGACAAGGUGGUCGGGGGGCUCAGCUGGUGCCUGGAGGCGCUGAGCGUCGACCUGGACGUGGACCUGCUGUUCCAGGAGAACGCCACCAUCGGCCAGCAGAUCGCCCUAUCGGAGAAGAUCGUGGCGGUGUUGCCGCGCGUCCAGUGCCCCCAUCGCAUCGAGCCCCACCAGGUGCAGGGGCUGGACCUGGAGCAUGUGUUCCCGGUGGUGCAGUGGCUGGUGAAGGCUUCGAUGGAGGCGCGGGAGCAGAACUGCGCCCAGAUGCGCAACUACGCCCUGCUGCAGUUCCGCAAGGAGGUGCCCGAGUGGGGGGCGCAGCCCCCACACCUCCACAUGCUGGAGGUGGAGGAGCUGUACAGGCCGCAGCGCCGGUUGAAGCGCAAGGGCCCCGCGCCCCCGGAUGUGAAGUCGCGCGUCUUGGUCACGCUGCAGGAGUACGAGCCGCGGGGCGCCGCCCCCAAGCCCGAGCACCUGGAGGAGGUGCCGCAGGCCCCUCCUCUGAACGAGGCGGAGCAGGCGCAAGUGCGCCAGCACUACCAGGCCCUCUCCCUGGAGCUGCAGGAGGCGGCGCCCCAGGCGCAGCUGCUGGAGCGCUGCGCCCAGCAGCGCGCCGCCCUCCAGGCGCGGCUGCUCGAAGAGCAGCGCCUGCUGCAGGAGACGCGCGACUUGCAGCAGCAAACCGAGCGCGCCCGCGCCCAGCUUGACGCCGAGGAGCAGCAGAUGGACCGCAGCGCCGUGCUGCGGGUGGAGGCGCUGGUGCUGCACAACGAGGCGCUCAAGCGCCGGGAGGCCGACUUCAAGGCCGAGUGCCGCGCGAAGCUGCAGGCGCUCCAGGGAUCCCUCGCGGCGGGGCGCGACGCCAGCGCCAGCGACAUGGAGGAGCUGCGCCUGGGGACCCUCAAAGCCAGGCGGCAGCUGGCGAACCGCAACCGCACCGUGGCCCGGCUGCACCGCAUUGUGGACGACGUGCCCUGCAGGGCGGAGCUCGCCCAGUACCAGCACCGCUUCCUCGACCUCUACGACCAAGUGGCGGCCAAGCACAAGGAAACCAAGCAGUACUACAGCCUGUACAACAGCCUGGAGGACCAGCGGCGCUACAUGCGCAAGGAACUGGGGCUGCUCAACUCGGUGGCGGACAACUACCCGCGCGCCAUGGAGACCGCCAGCGGCCGGGAGGAGUUCCUGCAGCAGCUGCACGGCAUCGUCGACGGCCUCAAGCUGAACCGGCUGAAGCUGGAGCAGCAGGUGCAGGCGCAGCGCGCGCUGCGCGACCACCUGGCGGAGGCGCUGCAGCAGCUGCUCGAGCAUCAGCGCGGCUACGUGGCCGCCGUCAACGAGCUGAGCGAGCUGGGGCGCAGCUACACCGCGCUGCUGCAGCUGCGCGAAUAAAACGGGCUCUGCCUUAGAAACAA
Molecule: messenger RNA, 1694 nt
Organism: Dendroctonus ponderosae (mountain pine beetle)
Lineage: Eukaryota; Metazoa; Arthropoda; Insecta; Coleoptera; Curculionidae
Gene: fidipidine
Product: coiled-coil domain-containing protein 93
Exons: 6
Coding region: 88-1671 (527 amino acids)
Biological process (GO): Golgi to plasma membrane transport
Source: RefSeq, a predicted model, not a curated record